UCAUAUCAUAGCGCACGUAGUGAAAAUAAACUAGAGCGUAGAAAAUAAAUAAAAUGUCGGAUUUGCUCGCAUGUCGAGCAUGUUUGGCGUGCAAGGUUCCGGUUUACGAUAUAUUACGAACGAGAUAUCAACAGGCGUUUGAGAAAAUGGCGACUAUAUCGAUGGCAGACCGCAUCAAGCCACACGCGCUCUGUGCCCCCUGUUUGGAGACCCUGGACAAGUGCUGCAGACUGCAGGAGAAAUGUGCCAUAUCAGAAGGUAUCCUGAACCGGUUGCUGCAUCAGAACCAGCUCACCGCAGACGCCAUUGCCGCAGUCGAUCGACAGCAGCACAAUUUAGUUGACACCCUUCCAACCUUCACAAUGGGGAUGACGAGGCCCAGUGAGGUAGAAAAGUCCGAAGAUAUCAAGAAUAAGAAAGGCUCUAAUACUGAACCUUGGGAGACCCAAAAGCUUCAAGGUCCGAUAGAUGUCACAAUUAAUACAAAGUCUGGUAAAAGACAAAGUUCAGAUCUAACGGACGAAGCCGUGCUUAGGAUUGAGCCGGAUAAAACUCAAUGUCUUGAAGAUCUGAAACAUGUCGUAGUUAAAACAGAAAAUCCUACAGAUAAUAUCAUGUCUUGGAUCGAGCUUCGUAAAAUAAAAUGUCUUGAAUAUCCAAGCCUGUGUCAGAUGGUUAAGGGUGAGCCUGGAGUAACGCAGAGUUCUGGAGUGACUGGUAACGUGGAGCCAUCAACAUCAACGAGUCAUUUUGUCAAAGAACCACUGAACCAAUCUAACCACACCAUAUCUAUAGAAACAGUUAAACUUAAAGAGACGCCGUAUAUCCAAAUUGAUGCAGGAAAAUUAUUAAUAAAUGUAAAAUCUGAAGAUGAUGAAAGUUUAAUGGAAAUUGAUGAAGAAAUGAACCAACCCAUUGACUCUGAAUUUAAUGAAAUAAGCGAUGAUAAAAAUAAUAUAAAAGAUGUCCUAGCUUCAAACACAAGCAAAGAUGCCAAGGAUGUUAAAGUACAACAUUUUAUAGAAAAGUGCAAGACAGAUGGCAGGAGAAUAAAGAAGGUAUCGAGUGUUAAAUGCGAAGCGAAACUAAAAACUCCAAAGCAUAAACCAACAAAUAACUUGUAUCACUGCAACAAAUGCCACUACCUAACCCCAUUCAGCAAGAGACUGACGUACCAUAUGAAGAAACACUCCGGAUUCGUCAUAUGCGCUGUGUGUGAUUACCAAUGUGCUACAAAAAGUAGAUUAGUGUCCCACCUUCGUGUACAUACUAAAGAACGUCCAUACAAAUGCAAAGAAUGCAACAAAGGAUUCACCGAACCGUGUAGUUUAACCAAACACAUGAAUAUGCAUAAGGGAGUUAAACCUUAUAAAUGUUUGUGGUGUGAAUAUGAGGCUGCUAGUAAGAAUCAUUUGGACAGACAUAUCAAAAGGCACACAGGUGAUAAGAGGUUUAAAUGUGAGCUGUGUGACUACGCGUGUGUUCAGAAGUGGGAUUUGAAGAGGCAUGCUAAAACUCAUGAGAAUGAGCGAGCUCGGUCCUUCAAGAGGGUAGCUCCGGUCAUUUUAAAGGCUGUUAGCAUAGCUAAGGAGUGA
Cydia amplana is the source of this 1595-nucleotide messenger RNA. RefSeq names its product zinc finger protein 85-like. The coding region runs from base 54 to 1595 and encodes 513 amino acids. The record is from RefSeq and is a predicted model, not a curated record. Gene Ontology annotation, biological process: regulation of transcription by RNA polymerase II. NCBI's taxonomy places the organism in Eukaryota, Metazoa, Arthropoda, Insecta, Lepidoptera, Tortricidae. Gene Ontology annotation, molecular function: RNA polymerase II transcription regulatory region sequence-specific DNA binding; DNA-binding transcription factor activity, RNA polymerase II-specific. The transcript has 3 exons.